Messenger RNA from Sinocyclocheilus anshuiensis, 1778 nucleotides. RefSeq names its product all-trans retinoic acid-induced differentiation factor-like. The transcript has 7 exons. Gene Ontology annotation, cellular component: intracellular membrane-bounded organelle. Bases 238 to 951 code for a protein of 237 amino acids. Gene Ontology annotation, biological process: positive regulation of osteoblast differentiation. The record is from RefSeq and is a predicted model, not a curated record. NCBI's taxonomy places the organism in Eukaryota, Metazoa, Chordata, Actinopteri, Cypriniformes, Cyprinidae.
UUUUUUUAAAGUUAUCCGUAUUCGUGGAAUGUGCGUUAUUUUAAAUAACCAGACUGAAUAUAAAUGGCGAACAGGAUCUAUAUCAGUUCAAUAACGUGAGUUGUGUAAAAGCAACCUGUGUUUUGAGAGUGUUACGUUUCUAUCGAAAUUUCAGUGAGAAAUGCAAAAUAUCUGCGCCGUCUGGUUGUCACGAAUGGGGUCGCGGCACUUGAACGUCAUCGAUGAUAAUCGAGUCACAUGACUUUGCUUUUGGCGAAAAUGACACCUGGAGUUACAGCAUCUACGGUGUAUUUGUGUACUGUUUUUAUUGUUUUAUUCAAUGUAUAUGUCGAUAGCCAGGAUACUGAUGCACAGUUAUGUAAAAUGUGUGAAGGAACUGUACGACAAGAUAGUCCUGUCUGGGAUUUCUGCCUAACAAAAGGCCAUAUAAGAGGACGCUGCUGUUUUGGAAAUGAAACCAGCAAUGUAGAUGCCAUUAUAGGGUUGGAUUUGGCAAACUGCUCUAUCAGUCACGUAGAGCACCUGUACAAUUCAUCCACAGCAUUCAUCAUAGAUCUCUCCAACAACCCGAUCUCCAAUCUGAGCGGUUUCAUAUUUCAGGGUUUCAGCCAUCUUACCCAUCUUUUACUACCCUCAAAACUGGAGUGUCCAGGGGGAAAUGCAUCAUGGGAGAAGGUUGAAGUGAAAAACAAUGCCAGAAUCUGCAAAGGACAGAAAAAUAUUUGCAAUCAGACGGCGCAGAUGUCCUGGGAUUGCCCUGAAAACUCAUUCUGCAGCCCAUACGGACCAGGGUUCUUUGAGUGUAGUUGUCUGCAUAAUUUCUAUGGAUACAAGUGCAUGAGACAGGGGGAGUUUCCUAUAGUUAAGGUGCUUUGGAUACUAACCGGAUCAACAGUUGUGGUUUCAUCUUUACUCUGGUUCACACAAAGACGAAAGGCCAAGAACAUUUGAGUUUUAAAGAGAGCUGACUGUUGGGCUGACAGUGGAGCCACAAAAUGCAUCAAGCUUAUUGAAAAUGGUGCAGCGGACCAACCAGUUUCAUACACAGGACGGUUAACCAUCUGCUGAAAAUUGCAGUUUCUUGUUUUUUAAACUUGCCAAAAGCAGGUUUGCAUGACAUUUUUUUUAAUGAAUAAUUUUGUACAGUUUGUUUUAUUUCACUUUCUUUUGACCCUCAAUGUCCUUAAAUGUUUUUAUUUAUACAUUUUACGAAAGCUUUCAUGAAUACUGACAUUUUCACAGCCUUGACAAGGCUGGUUUGUAAAGGGAAAACUGACCAUAGACUGACCUCGCCGAUUGUGUUUGGAGGACAGCCACAUUUCUGACAAUGUUUUGACUCUGAACAUGUCAAAGUGAAGCACUGAGAUAUUUUAGCAAUGAUUUAUUAAGGACAAAUAUUUUGUGUUGUUUAAAGACAAAAAGUAAUUGUAUUUUAAAGAUGAAUUAUAUAAGAAUUAUAGGUUUUCUGACAUGUAAAAAAAGAAUAUUCAUUUUACAGUGAAGGGGAAAUGGAUGUCAUAGGACAUAUUUGUGAAAAAUGUAGAUUGUUACGGUCACCUGUUUACAGAUGUCACAUUUCAUAUUUCAUAACUGACAACUCUUCGACCUCUGAAACUGCAUGCUUUUCUUUUAGGCAGUGUAAGUGUAAAAGAGAAUCUGUUUGAUCUGCUAAUAUGAGAUAUAUAGACAGACACUAUUAGUAGAAUACUGACAUAAAUUUCAUUGUGAGUUUCUGCCAAGAAUGUAGUAUUGUGGUAUAGAAUUCAGCGUGUACCUUG